GUUGUCCGUCUAAUAUUAUCGUCCUCCUUGUUGCACGCAAUUUUUUUUCUAGGCAGUGAGGAAUUUCUUACACAGUCGUUUGAGCUUUCAUGUUGGUGUAGAUGUAUAUCUACUUCAUCUGAACAAUGGGGACAGAGAAUGUGGAAAAUUCUAUUGUUUUUAGAGAAAACUUUCAGCCAUGUGCCGAAGACAUACAGAGAUGGAUGGCCAGUGCCUUUGAUAUGGCAAAAGAAGCUUUGGAGAAUGGUGAGGUACCUGUUGGAUGUCUCAUGGUGUACAACAAUGAAAUCCUUGGCAAGGGGAGAAAUGAAGUGAAUGAAACAAAAAAUGCCACUCGGCAUGCUGAGAUGGUGGCUGUGGACCAGGUGCUGGAGUGGUGUCAUUGCAGAGGCCUCAACCCCCGGACCGUGUGUGAAAGGACCGUGCUCUAUGUGACCGUGGAGCCGUGCAUCAUGUGUGCCGGAGCUCUUCGCCUCAUCAACAUUCCUUUGGUGGUCUAUGGGUGUAAAAAUGACCGGUUUGGUGGGUGUGGAUCUGUUCUGGACAUCCCAACUGCUGAGCUACCCCUGACUGGGUCAUCAUUUAAGUGUAUCUCUGGCUUUAGAGCAGAGGAAGCAGUGGAGAUGCUGAAGACAUUCUAUAAACAGGAGAACCCUAAUGCUCCCAAGCCAAAAAUGAGGAAGGAGUGUGAUACUCUUCAUGUCCUGCAGGGGGCACCAGUCAUCUAGAAAUUAGAUAAGGAGCUGAGGACCAUAAUGCGAAGCCAGUAGUAGACAACAAAGCUUUCUCCUGAACCACAACCAGCAUGACCUAUGGAUUUGACUGUCUUACAAAGGAAUCAAAUCAACCUUUUCUUGUUCUCACUUAUUCACUCAGCUAUUUGUGUCAGCGUUCAUUUUUAUGUUAAUAUAAUUGACGGCGCAUUAGUUCCUCAAAUUACAGUGGACACUAUCCAGCACAAUAGACACUAUGUCUUGAGUGUGUACACUAUCCAGGGCCUUUAAAGUAUCUUGAUUGUAUCUCUGCCGGCUCUGUGGCUUUCCUGUGUGUGCAGUUGCUGGUGACAUCAUUAUGGUUAUUAGUGAACAGUACCAAACAGACAGAAACUGACUGGGCUGGACCACAUUAUUGUCUGGCUUCUCCCCUCCAUGACUUCAUCCAACACAGCUGUAAUUUUCCUCUGAGCACCCAGGGUCUAAGAUGAGCUUAACACAGGUGAGGAGUUUCUUCUCAUUAAUGUGCUACACAUGCAGUGAAUUGGAUUGAUUCUGUAAUCCCCCCCCCCCCAACAUUUUUGUAAUUAUUAUGUUCCGGGACUGUUUUGUGAUUUAUUAUACUGAAGUAUAAACACAUGUUAACAUAGUGGGUGUCUCUCCCACUCCUGUCCUGUCCCUCCCACUCCUGUCCUGUCUCUCCCACUCAACUACUCCUCUCUAGAGGGACCAUUUCAGAUUAGAGACAUGACCAAUGUCCUUCCCAUCAACUCCAUCUGUAACCACCACCCACACACAGGCAUUUGUUUUUCUAUCUUUGUGGAGACCAGAAUACCGAUCAUCCAUGUUUGUUGUCCCAUAAACCUAACCCAACAACUAACAUCACCUUAAUGUCACCUUAACCUCAGCCUAACGUUUAUACCUAAACCUUACUUCGCCCUAAGCACGUUCUAAAAAAACAUGUAUUUUAUUAUUUUUGUCAGGACUUCUGGUCCCCAAAUGCUUUGUUAGACCUGGAUCAGACACACACACACAGACAGCAGUUGUGUGUGUGUGUGUGUGUGUGUGUGUGUGUGACAAAUUUAUUUGUAGCACAGAGCACAGCUGACCAGAACUGUUAGUGGUUCUUUCACUGGACCGAAUCAGAAACAGAGCAACAGCCCAGGCAGCAUCAGACCAGCAUCAUAAUUUGCAUGAAACCAGCUCCAAAUCACUGCGCCACUCUGACCUACUUUGUUUUAUUAUUGUUCUGUACUCUGUCUCUUUUGAAAAUAUAAUAAAAUAUUUUUUAAAUUA
This is a messenger RNA of Esox lucius (northern pike), 2009 nucleotides long. It is a transcript of the gene adat2, whose product is annotated as adenosine deaminase tRNA specific 2. Gene Ontology annotation, cellular component: cytoplasm; nucleus. Gene Ontology annotation, molecular function: zinc ion binding; tRNA-specific adenosine-34 deaminase activity. The record is from RefSeq and is a predicted model, not a curated record. Lineage: Eukaryota; Metazoa; Chordata; Actinopteri; Esociformes; Esocidae. The coding region runs from base 126 to 728 and encodes 200 amino acids. Gene Ontology annotation, biological process: tRNA wobble adenosine to inosine editing. The transcript has 6 exons.